Molecule: messenger RNA, 1780 nt
Organism: Schistocerca cancellata (South American locust)
Lineage: Eukaryota; Metazoa; Arthropoda; Insecta; Orthoptera; Acrididae
Product: serine/arginine repetitive matrix protein 1-like
Exons: 8
Coding region: 20-1537 (505 amino acids)
Biological process (GO): G protein-coupled receptor signaling pathway
Cellular component (GO): membrane
Molecular function (GO): G protein-coupled receptor activity
Source: RefSeq, a predicted model, not a curated record
UCAGACCUGUAGCCGGUUUAUGUGCCGCGAGGAGUGGGCCAACGAGAGCCACCGCUACGCCUACACAAUAACUUUGUUAACGCUACAAUACAUAUUCCCAGUAAUAUGUCUGCUGGUGACGUAUACUAUGAUUGUGUACAUGGUGUGGAAUCGAGCCCAGCCUGGUGAGGAAUACCACCUUAGGGAAGUACGCGCGCUGAACGCCCGAAGGAAGGUUAUCGUUAUGAUGAUCGCUGUCGUUACAGCAUUUAUGAUUUGUUGGCUGCCACUGAACGUUCUCCUACUAGUCGUCGAGCACCAGCCGGCGAUCGAGCAGUGGGCCGGCCUCCCGUACUUGUACCUGUUCUGCCACUGGUUUGCCAUGUCACACGCGUGUUGCAACCCCAUCAUCUACAGUUGGCUCAACGCGCGAUUCAGAGCCGGCUUCUGCCUCGGCCUGUCCAAGAUGCCAGUCAUCGGCAAGUGGAUCCCACACCACACUAUACUAGACGCUGCCGACCUCGUGGCUGGCCGUUCGAGGAGGCCUUCCCUGAGACCAGACCUGGCGGCCCAGCAGCGCCCCCUCGCCAACCGCGCGUCGCGCCCGACCGCCGAUUCGCCGUUGGCUACAGACGCCACGUUCCGCUUUCCGGAGACGCAGCAGGCGGCCCCUGCCCUGCGCCGCUCCCGGUCUGUAGCGAGCAGCUCGAGGCCCAGAACAAGGAACAGUACCGAACAGCCCUUAACAGAUUUGGACAUAGGCGCGAUCUUAACACCGCCCUCACGCCCGCUACUCACUCGACAGAGCAGCGUACCACCUCAACGAGCUCUCUGCCAGUACCAGGAUAUUGAAGACGUGACUGAGGUCGCAGAGGCCGACCAGCAGUGGAUGUUUGCUCGUGUAUACGGUCCCAGCACCAGUCGUGGCUCGGGGCACGUCUCACGUCGCGCCACCUCCGCGCCAUCAGUGGAGACUACGAUCGAGAUGCAGAACAUGCACCGCAGCAGGCGUGACGCCGAGUCCUCCUCGCCGCAGGCCCGAUCGUUUUUCAUAAGGCAGACCGCACAGCAGGGCAGUAUGAAUGGUUCAGUGACGGCGUCUCCUCACCGCCGCAUGUCCCGCAGACUGACGGCAUCGGCACGUGACGAGCAGCUGAGACGCCACGCGCAGGACUUGGCCUCCCUGGCGCGCAGCAGCUCUGACUCUCAGAGUCCUUCCCCACGUCCUGCUCGAGUGUCUCUCCGGAAGUACAAGUCGGUGCGCAAUGCACAGCAACGGGGCGGCGACGAAGCCUCUGCUACGCUGCAGAUUGAAAGCAGCUCAGAUUCAGAGAGCUCUGUCGUGCGCUUUAUUAGACGCAUUGCAUGCAGAAAGGAAACAGAGGCCGGAAUGGAGACACGACGGGGACCUCAGGCCGAGUCGUUGCCUCCACCUCCGCCUCCGCCAACGCGGACCAACUCAAUCGGGCUGCCAGCCGUUUGCUUCGAUCUCCAGCGUCCGGCUCCAGCAAACGACUUUCAAGGACACCUGGAACACGCUUUGCGGACGGUUGCCUGACGAACGGUUGCCCUCAUAGGUCGUUCCGGACCUGAGGGACAGCGCCUAACCUUCAACUCGCUGACCACGCACAUCGAGGAGGCUGUCGAGCAAACAUGCCUCGAAUACGAUAUGAGGAGGCGUCGCAGCGAGGGGGACCGUAGGUGCCUGGAGUGCCUCGAAGCACAGCGGCAGGCGCUGUGCGCCAGUGCCGGCAGCGCUGGGAGCGUGCAGCCUGAGCCCCAGCAACCACUGCGUAGACCU